Phodopus roborovskii (desert hamster) is the source of this 2733-nucleotide messenger RNA. It is a transcript of the gene Lrrc66, whose product is annotated as leucine rich repeat containing 66. The record is from RefSeq and is a predicted model, not a curated record. NCBI's taxonomy places the organism in Eukaryota, Metazoa, Chordata, Mammalia, Rodentia, Cricetidae. Gene Ontology annotation, molecular function: protein binding.
AGAAAUCAAAUGUUCACUUCAGUUGAUUAUUAAGAAUGUUUCCUAAAUCUUAAGUUGGAAAUGAAGUUAACUGCUUUUUAUUUGCUGCUUUUAUUAAUUAGUUGAAUUAAUCAUUUUACUUAACCUUUUCCAGGCAUUAUGCAAGACUUCUACAUCAGAAUUACUAUCACAGUUAUAGGUCUUUGCUUUCCGAGAACAGCAACAAACCCACCAAGAAAAAUUGGUGUUUUCCACAACCCUGAAUACCAAUGGAACACACAUCUUCUGGCAAACUGGUCUUCUACAAGACACAAGUCACAGAUAGCAGACACCAUGGAUGUGAGCUCCCUUUCCUUUCAAGUCCUUUUCCAGUCCCACACGAGGAAAAAAUGGCAAAUAAAACAUCUGGACCUCAGUAACCGUAGCAUAUCGACAAUGACCCUCAGCCCGCUGGCUACUUUAUAUGCUCUGGAAGUACUAAACCUCAGCAACAAUGCCCUGCACUCCCUCUCACUGGAUCUGCCUCCUGCUCGACUGGCUCAGCAAGAGUCUCACAGACACAGCUGCCAUAGCCAACUGCCCCGUCUACAGGUGCUGAUACUUCAGAGAAAUGAACUCAGUGGCACUCCUAAAGGACUGUGGAAGCUGGAGUCGCUGCAGAGUCUGGAUCUGUCAUUCAACAGGAUAGUUCACAUUGGGCUGCCUGAUUUUCAUAGCUGCCUGCAGCUGGAGAGCAUCUAUUUAAAGAGCAACAAGAUAUGCACGAUUCACCCUGAAGCCUUUAAGGGCCUCAACAAAUUACAGGUGGUAGACCUCAGGAGCAAUGCACUGACCACCCUUGCACCCAUUGUGACCAUUGCUCUACAAUUACCCCACCUGGAACUUGACUUGGCUGAUAACCAGUGGCAGUGUAGCAAGAGCAAUGUCAACUUCCAAAAUGCCACCUCUGCAUCCUGGAGGGAGAAGUGGGAUGCAAUCUGCAACAUGUCUGUGGGGAAUGAGAAGCCAUAUUUGGAGGCUCCCCAGAUCAGAAUUUCCAGGGAAGCACACCUUCCUCCUACUCCACCUGAGGAGAAAAGCGUCAUUCAGAGCAAGGCAGAGAGGUCCCAGGGAGGAGGGGACAUUCCCCUUUCCACUCUGGAGAAGCAGGCACAGGUGGGCUAUGAUGACCUGGAGGAGAUACAGCCAUGGCCCUCCACAGAACACAGAGACUCCCAGGACGGACAUGACACUGUCAAAAAGGGAGAUGAUUCCCCAGAUCUCGUCCUGGCCAUCUGCCUGUCCGUGUUCAUCACAUUUGUGGUGGCCUUCUGCCUGGGCGCUUUCGCAAGGCCUUAUAUUGACAGGCUAUGGCAAAAAAGCUGCCUGAACAAAAGGGCUGGCUCUGAAAAUGCCUAUGCAAAUGAGGGCUUCUAUGAUGAAGUUGAAGCUUCCCAACGUGCACAGUGCCAAGGGACAGAGCUGCACCAAGCUCCCCACCACCUCAACCUUUAUGAGAGACAGAACCCUUCCUGGGUGACAGAGCCAAUCCCAUAUGAUGCUGUCAUGUCAGAUAGGGCAUUGGAGAGUGGCAGGAUGGAGCUCAAUGACCCACAGAACCCAGUGCAACUCGAGGACAGCAUCGGGGUGAGAAGUGGAGACUGCAAGGCACUUCUGUAUGCCCAUGUGACCCAUUCUGCUCUCCCUGGACUCCCACAUGCUGAUACUCAAGAGCCUGUUUCAACAGGGCAGGAUCACUGCGAUGGUCCAGAAGAAUUACAUUAUGACACGGUAGGCUGGGAAUAUCCUCUCUACGAGGGUGUGACAGAUGGAUCUUCCAUUGCUGGCCCUCUGGGAACUAUCCCCAGCUCCAUCGAUGGUGGAUGGGAUGAAUUGUACCUGUCACAGUCAAGAGAUGUUGUAGCUCCCAUCUCCCAAGCUCUAGUACAUGCAAACACACAAAGGUCUGGGGAGAGUAAGGAAAAAGGGUGCCCUGAACCUUUGGAAGCUGUGGACUCACCAAUGGAAUCUUCCCUGGUGAGCAAUUCCAUUCAAGGGCUGGCCACACAGCAGCCAUGCUUCCAGGCAGCCGAUGAUGAGGAAGAAGUUUCAGGUAUCUAUGAUGAGGUCUCAUACAAUGACUCAGGAGAUGUAGACCGACCCUCCCUUACGCCAAGAUGGGACAGCGAUUCCCAUGUCACUCCUGACUCUGAGAAACUUGUGCUAAGAGGUGCUCCUUUUGACUCUCAUUAUGACUUGGUGACCAAUUACCAGUCCGAUUCUGAUGAGGGCUCUUUGUUUACCCUGAGUUCUGAGGAUUCUGAGGAUGAAAGGAACUUGACUGAGGAACAAGUAUCUGUGGAGAAUGGUGGGGCCAGUGAGCCUCUCCCCAGCACGAACUUGGGAGAAUAUGAGGAAAAUGUGACAUCAGCAAGAAGUGAUGAGGACAUCAUCUCACAGAGGAUUCUGGAGAAAUGUGAAAUUCAGGAAGCUCUCUUUGGAAACCUUCUCAUUUCUAGUCCAGACUCCUUUGUUGAGAUGAAUCUGGGAAGUGACGCUAACUCCAUUGUCCCUGAGAAUAUAACAACCUGGCCCUGGGCUCCAGGCCAUAAGCUAUCACAUUAUGAGAUCCCAGGCAUAUUUGUAGGUAAUGGUGAUGUAGGGCCCCAGUCCAAGGCAGUAGGGCACUACUGCCUUAGCGACCUGGAAUUCCCAAAUGUGAAUCAUUCACCAUCACCGAGGAGCCUGCCACCAAAGAGAAGUACACAUUGGUAA